GAGAAGCAAAAAAAAAAAAAGUUCAACCAUUGCAAUUGCAUGAGAAACACCAAAAGAAAGAAAGAAAAAACCAGGCAUUAUAAUGGCAGCUGAACAAAUGAGAAAUAUGCCAGAAAUAUGCGAAAAAGAGGCAACAAAUAAAUGGAUUAAAUACACAAAUAAAAUAAAGCAGACGCAGACGCUAAUGACGACGUCAACGUCAACGUCAACAACGACGACGCAGCGGCAGCACCUGUUAACGGGAAUAUUGCUGUUACUUAUGCUGCCGCAUGCCAAUGCUGUCCCUGCCGCUGCCGCUGCCGCUGCUAGCAGUGCUGCUUCUACUUCGUCAGCUUCUUCAAUUUCAUCUUCGGCUGUCGUCGCCGGUAGCCGCCGCCCCAUCGAUGAUCCCUUUGCCAGCGUUGCUAGCCUUAGUCUUGAAACGGAAUCGGAACAAACGGAAACGAAUUCGCUGCUGCUGCAGCAUCAGCGUGUUCCAUCCAUGGAGACCAGCAUGAACAUGAUACAAAGGAAUUACAUGAUCAUGCAUCCGGUGGGCCAAAACGAUGAUCACAGUCGAUCACUGAAACGCGCGCCAUUAACCAAUUCGAGCAUUGUAUGCAACGAUGGCACUCAUGCUGGCUAUUAUCUACGCAAGCACCCCAAUUCAAAGAAAUGGAUCGUAUUCCUAGAGGGCGGCUGGCAUUGUUAUGAUGUGCGUUCGUGUCGGGCACGUUGGAUGCGUUUGCGUCAUCUGAUGACCUCCUCCCAAUGGCCCGAGACCCGGGAUGUUGGUGGCAUUUUAUCACCUCAUCCGGAGGAGAAUCCCUAUUGGCAUAAUGCCAAUCAUGUAUUAAUACCCUAUUGUAGUAGUGAUUCAUGGUCAGGCACUCGCACCGAACCGGAUAAACGUGACCGGGAGAAUAGUUGGCGUUUCAUGGGUGCCUUGAUAUUGCGACAAGUUAUUGCCGAUUUGAUACCCGUUGGCUUGGGUCGUGUGCCUGGGGGAGAACUAUUGCUGGUUGGCUCAUCGGCUGGCGGAUUGGGUGUUAUGCUCAAUUUAGAUCGUAUACGUGAUUUUUUGGUCAAUGAACGCAAACUUCAAGUCACUGUGCGUGGUGUUAGUGAUUCGGGUUGGUUUUUGGAUCGCGAACCCUAUACACCGGCAGCGGUGGCCUCCAGUGAGGCUGUGCGUCAGGGCUGGAAACUCUGGCAAGGUCUGUUACCCGAAGAUUGCACCAAGGCACAUCCCACAGAGCCAUGGCGUUGUUAUUUUGGCUAUCGUCUAUAUCCCACGCUAAAGACUCCCUUGUUUGUCUUUCAAUGGCUCUUCGAUGAGGCACAAAUGCGUGCCGAUAAUGUUGGUGCUCCAGUGACGCCCCAGCAAUGGAAUUACAUUCAUGAUAUGGGCGGAGCAUUACGUUCCUCAUUGGAUAAUGUGACAGCUGUCUUUGCUCCCAGUUGCAUUGGUCAUGCUGUUCUAUCGAAACGCGAUUGGGUCAAUAUUAAAAUCGAUGACAUCUCAUUGCCAUCGGCUUUACGUUGCUGGGAGCAUUCUACACGUCGCAAGCGUCACGAUAAACUAAAGCGUUCUACCGAGGCAACCACAAGCCUGCAGCAGCAACAGCAACAGCAUCGGGUGCAACAUCGAGAACAGAAGCUACACAACAUGCAACAUGCAAAUAACCAAAGACAUCAGCGACAUCGUCAACGUGCCGAGAAGCACAAUAAUGUGGCGAGUUCCUCCUCAUCGUCUUCAUUGUCAUUAUCGUCGGUGGCAGCCGCCCCAGAUUCAGCGGUAGUGGCGCCCCAAGAGUCUAAGCCACGCAAACACAAUCAUUUGACCAAGGAGGAGCGUGAGGAGAGAAAACGCUUGCGUCAGGAGCAACGUCAGAGGCGGCGCCGUAAGCAGCGACAGCAGAGACGACGCCAACAUCAGAAGCAUGAAAAUGAAGCUCAAUCGGGAGGAGGAGGAGCAGGAAGUGGAGGCCAUAAGGCUAAAUUGAGUCUUAGCAAAGAGCAGCGCAAACAACGGCGACGUCAACAACAGCAAAAGCAAGGAAAUGGUCAUCCAGAGACCACUGAAAACGGACAAAAGCGACGUCUAUCUAAUAAUGCCUCCUCCUCCGCAUCUGCCUCCUCCACAAGUACCUUAUCAAGCUCCUCUGGCUCCAUGGGUAUUGCCUCAUCGUCGUCAUCAUCAUCAUCCUCCUCAACAUCCACAUCCAAAUCUAGUGAUCUCUCAUCGCCAAAUGGCAGAUCAAAGAAACGUCAACGUGUGCCUAGAGUCCCAGAGAAAUGUGCUUUACGUUUGCUAGAGCGUUGCAGUUGGCCGCAAUGCAAUCAUUCCUGUCCCACAUUAACCAAUCCACUGACAGGUGAAGAGAUGCGUUUCCUUGAGCUGCUCACCUCCUUCGGUUUGGAUAUUGAGGCAGUGGCAGCGGCGCUUGGCGUCGAUAUGCAUACCCUCAACAAUAUGGAACGUACCGAGCUGGUCAAUCUAUUGACUCAGCAGGUGAGCUGAACUGUAUAUAGUUGGCCUCGUCUGUGUAUGUAUAUAUAUAUAUAUAUCUAUCUGUAUAGAUUAUAAGUAAGAACAGAGUCAAUUUGUAUAUAAAAAAAAACCCCCAUCAAUUCUUACCCCUUAAAAUGGAGCUUAAAACUCGAAAAAAAAACUAAAAAAAGAA
This is a messenger RNA of Drosophila willistoni, 2666 nucleotides long. RefSeq names its product palmitoleoyl-protein carboxylesterase NOTUM (gene Notum). The transcript has 4 exons. The record is from RefSeq and is a predicted model, not a curated record. Lineage: Eukaryota; Metazoa; Arthropoda; Insecta; Diptera; Drosophilidae. Bases 83 to 2503 code for a protein of 806 amino acids. Gene Ontology annotation, molecular function: hydrolase activity.